Messenger RNA from Salvia miltiorrhiza (redroot sage), 1767 nucleotides. RefSeq lists its product as uncharacterized. NCBI's taxonomy places the organism in Eukaryota, Viridiplantae, Streptophyta, Magnoliopsida, Lamiales, Lamiaceae. The record is from RefSeq and is a predicted model, not a curated record. The coding region runs from base 554 to 1471 and encodes 305 amino acids. The transcript has a single exon.
CCUGUUUUGAAUUUCUCAAAUAUUUAUAAUUUCUCAGCCUCAUUUAAAAAAAUUUCUCCAAUUUUUAAAUAUUCCAUUGCAGACAGUUCCAGCACUUUAGCAUGUGACUAUUAUUUUUCUCUGCAAAUUCAAGCAAAGUCGAUAGCGAUAAUUCAAAUAUUCGAGUAUGGUGGUCUUCUCUUUAGCAAGAAAACAAGAAAAAAUCUUUAAACCGUGAUUCUAGUUCUCUGCUUUCUUACAGCCCCGAAAAAUUUGCCCUCAAUCUGCAACUCCACUUGUCCUUACCUUAAAAACAGUUGUUUCCUCCAACCUUAAAACUCCCACACGCAAAAGAAAAGGUUGUUUUUUCAUCCCUAGAAAAAUUGAAGUUCAACACGAAGGAAAAUUGGGUUCUUGGAUUCACCUCGUAAAGAUUGGAUCUUGGUAUGUUUCUCACCUGCCCUUUUCGAUUUUCCUGCUUUCGCUGUGUAAAGAUUGGAUUUUUGUUGAGGAGUCGGCUUUAGUGUGCGGAAAGAUCUAGACUUUUUUUGAAUCUAGUAGGAAAAAGGGCAAGAUGAGGGAUUUUCCUUCUUGUUUUGGGGAGAAUGGAGUUCAGGUUGCUGAUGCUUCUUGUUCUAGUGUGAGUGGGACUAAACCCUCUCAAAAUUCUGUGGCGUGUGUGUAUAGAUGUAAAUUCUUUGGGAAAUCUUGCUUGAUUAGUAUUGUUUGGAGCAAGAAUUUGAUGGGACAAUGCCUAAGUGUUGAGAUAGAUGAUGCAUCUCAUCAAUUCUUAUGCAAAGUAGAUGUGAAGCCCUCUUUGUUCUCAAAGAGGAAAGGAUCCAAGAAUCUAGAAGUGAAUUCGAGUAAAAUUGAGAUAUUUUGGGAUCUUUCUAUGGCGAAAUUCGGGUCCGGGCCGGAGCCGUUGCAGGGUUACUACAUAGCAGUUGUGUUGAAAGGGGAUAUGGUUUUGCUAGUUGGGGAUAUGAGGAGAGAAGCAUUCAAGAAAACUGGGGCAGUUGCUUCACUUUCUAGUGCAAUGCUCAUUUCCAAAAAAGAGCACAUUUCUGGGAAAAGGGUCUAUGGCACAAAGGCACAAUUCUGUGACAAUGGCCAGAUUCAUGACCUCAGAAUCGAGUGUGACGCUAGCUGCAGCGAUGAUCCGUCUCUCUUAGUUCGCGUUGAUGCCAAAACGGUUAUGCAAGUGAAGCAUCUGCAGUGGAAGUUCCGUGGGAAUCACACCAUCUUCGUUGAUGGCUUGCCCGUUGAGGUGUUUUGGGAUGUCCACAACUGGCUGUUUGGCCCGAGCCUUGGCAAUGCCGUGUUCAUGUUCCAGAGUAGUUUGUCCGCGGAGAAGAUGUGGAGCACCGGGAGCCCUUCAAUGUGCGAUUCACCGGCCUUUUCUUGGAGCUGUUCAGAGAGUUUGAGGGAGACUAGUAGCAACAUGACAGGUCUUGGUUUCUCACUUUUCUUGUAUGCUUGGAAGAAUGAUUGAACAAUUGUUGGUUGUUUACUAUUCUUUCCAAAGCUGUGCUGAUUCUUUGAGUUCUAUUGAUGAAUCCUUCUUCUGUGUAUAGAAAUCCCACCUGCAUGAUCAUAGCAUUGCACAAUAGGACUAGGUUCAUUUAGUUCAUGUCUUUGAAAUCAUUUAUUGGAGAAGUGAUCCAAUUCUUGAUUCUUGAAUCUUGAUGAUUCAAGAAUUUGAUUCUGGGCUGUGGCCCUCCAAACAAUUUCAUUGCUGUAACAUGUUCUUGAUGCCAACUGUGAAGUUUGUGGGCAACUUUAGCUGCA